Molecule: messenger RNA, 1287 nt
Organism: Exophiala bonariae
Lineage: Eukaryota; Fungi; Ascomycota; Eurotiomycetes; Chaetothyriales; Herpotrichiellaceae
Exons: 2
Coding region: 1-1287 (428 amino acids)
Source: RefSeq, a predicted model, not a curated record
AUGCUUUCCUCAAUACUUCUCUCUCUUCUUCCGCUAGUGUCUGCUAUCCCCUGGGGUCCUCCUGGUUCCAGCAGCCAGACCCCAAGCUUUGACAAUGUGACAAUAUUCACUCCUCCAGCAGAUUGGCCUCGUCGCAGUACCAGCUACGCUCGUGUUGUCCUUUUAAAUCAAAAUUGCGAAACCGACAAUGUACUACUUACCACCUUCACACUGACACCGCCAUCCGGACGAUACUAUCCGGUUUUCGCAUCCCAUGAUCAAGGACAAACAUGGGCGCAAAUCUCGCAGAUCGAGUUUGGACCCGAGACUGGCAAGGACUAUAGCGCUGGCCGACUUGCCCAGCCAACGCUGCUGGAGCUACCGAUCGAUGUCGGCGAGUACCCUGCUGGCACUGUACUAUUUUCGGGGAUGGGACAACCGACAGAUCAGUCUUCCACCGACAUAUAUGUCUAUGCGUCGCGUGACAAAGGAUAUACCUGGGAAUUUGUCUCGCUCGUCACAUCAGGAGGGCGAGCCAACACGACCAACGGAGCAACCCCGAUCUGGGAACCAUUUCUACUCAUGUCACCCGUCUCGCACGAUCCCCCGUGGGUGAUGAACGCAUACUCGGACUCGCGAGAUCCUGCACACGGGCAAAAGCUAGCGCACCAAAGCUCACCGGAUCUGAAAUCCUGGAGCGGCGUCAUCGACGACGCCGCCGAAGCAAACUACACGCUCCGGCCCGGGAUGACGACCAUGGCCAAAAUGGGCAACGGCAAAUACAUCUUCACGUACGAGCUGGGCUUGUCGACCGACGGCCUCCCCGGCGUCAACCCGUUCGCAACCCACUACCGCAUCUCAGACGACCAGGAGACAUUCGACAGCGCCGAGGAGAUCCGGCUGAAGUCGUCGGACGGCAUCAUCUCCAGCUCCGGGCCGUACGUGGUGUGGACGCCCGUCGGCCCGUCCGGCAAGGGCACCGUCGUCGUCAGCGACAGCCACUUCACCAUGCUGUUCAUGAACACCGAGUACGGCGACCCGGACGCCUGGUUCACCGUCUACGGCGACCACGGCGUCGGCUACACCCGCAGUCUGACCGUCAUGCCCGACGAGAGUAAAGUGCUGUUGGUCAAUGGUGGCAUGUAUAAUUCGAGUUCUACGAUUGUGACGGCCGGGAUCAUCGAUAUCCCCGGCACGUAUGCGCCGGGCUUUGGUCCGGGUCCCAAGGAUCGGGAUUCUGUGAGCAGUUGUGGUGGUAAGGGGUUUUGGAAUAAUUGGGGUGCUGGUGUCGCUGCUGGUGGUUGGUGA